Molecule: messenger RNA, 1185 nt
Organism: Fraxinus pennsylvanica
Lineage: Eukaryota; Viridiplantae; Streptophyta; Magnoliopsida; Lamiales; Oleaceae
Source: the annotation of a GenBank genome assembly
AUGGAGAGGGUUUUUAAAAAUGGUGGAGCGUUUGUUAUGAUUUUGCUUAUAGUUUUAUUCGUCGCACAAAUUGUUGAUGGGCAGAGAAUCGAGGAAGAAACCAUUGGUGGAGGCGGUCUAGGUAGUGGUGUUGGAGGAGGUGGAGGUUUUGGAGGUGGUGCUGGUGGAGGAUUUGGAGUAGGAGGCGGUGGUGGUUUUGGAGGAGGUGGUGGUGGUGGUUUCGGUGGAGGGGCAGGUGGUGGUAUUGGUGGUGGUGCUGGGGGUGGCAAAGGAGGUGGUAUUGGUGGAGGCGUAGGAGGUGGAAAAGGUGGUGGUUUUGGAGGAGGGACGGGUGGUGGUAUUGGUGGAGGUGUAGGAGGCGGAAAAGGUGGUGGUUUUGGUGGUGGUGCUGGGGGUGGGAGUGGCAAAGGAGGUGGUAUUGGUGGAGGCGUAGGAGGCGGAAAAGCUAACCAACCGCCCGAACGCCAACCUCUUAUCUCUAGUCUCUACAGCUUUCUUUCUUUAUUUACUUAUCUGGCUCCUUCGUCAUUAGUCUUUUGGUUAUAUAUACAUUUUUCUUCAAUAUGCCAAUCCUCUGAUGCUCCCCUUCCACUGUUUGAGCUUGUCCAAUCCCUGUCUUUCAAGGGAGGAUUCCUUGGAUUCAGCAAGGAUGAAUCUUCUGACAGGCUAAUAAACUCCCUGGGGAAAUUUGGUGGAAGGGAUUUUCUCAGCAUUUUCAGGCUCUUCCCGAGGUUUCUCAUCAUUGAUGAUGGCUGGCAAAGUAUCAACUUUGAGGGAGAAAAUCCAAAUGAGAACGUGAAAAGUCUUAUUGUUGGAACUAUUCAAGCGAUUGCCAGGCUUCACAGGUUUGAUGAAUGUGAAAAAUUCAGGAAGUACAAGGGUGGAUCCCUGUUGGGGUAUAAUAGUCCUCCAUUCGAUCCCAAGAAGCCAGAGAUGUUGAUUUCUAAGGCAAAUGAAAUAAAUUGUACUGAAAAAUCUCGAAAUAAGGCAGCUCAAUCUGGGAUCGCUGAUUUGUCUCAGUAUGAUGUUCAAAUUGAGAAACUGCAAAGUGAGUUGGAUGGAAUGUUUGGCAGAAAAGAGGGAAAAACUUCCAGCCAAGGAUGUUUAUGUAGUUCUUGCGAAUCCAAAAGUCAGGAAUUAAAGCUUCACAAGGGAUUUGAGGACGAAUUUCAAAGGAUUGGAUGA